Messenger RNA from Venustampulla echinocandica, 6189 nucleotides. Its product is annotated as Glucanase. Lineage: Eukaryota; Fungi; Ascomycota; Leotiomycetes; Helotiales; Pleuroascaceae. The coding region runs from base 1 to 6189 and encodes 2062 amino acids. The record is from RefSeq and is a predicted model, not a curated record. Gene Ontology annotation, molecular function: protein binding. The transcript is spliced from 5 exons.
AUGGCGUUCAACCGCCCCGAGUCUGACGACUUCGAGUUGAUCGACCGCCACGAGGCGAAUCUCAACCCAGAAGACCUCGCAAAAAUACAGAAAUGGCUUGAGCCCACCAACCACACAGCCGACUCCAGCGAGUUUCGCCGCCAUCUGGCCUCGCAGGCUCCAGGUACCGGUCACUGGAUCUGUGACACCUCAAAAUUUGAGCAAUGGCAGACCUCCGAGAACCACGGUAGCCUUUGGAUUAAAGGAGUUCCGGGAGCCGGAAAGUCGGUGCUUGCAGCGUCGAUGGUUGACCACCUGAAAAGAGUUAAUGAGACUCCGGUCCUUUACUUUUUCUUCCGGUACAUCAUUGCGGCGAAUCGAACUUCACAGUGUCUUGUCCGAGACUGGCUUUCUCAGUUGCUGCCUUAUAGCCCGAGACUGCAGGCGAUAUUGCAGCCGCUAUCAAGCAAUAAGCUAGAGAAUGUCUCCGACGAGCAGCUAUGGGAGUAUCUAUUAGCGGGACUAUCGUCGGUCCAAAAGGCGUACUGCGUUGUGGAUGCGCUUGACGAGAUGGAGCUGGACAACAUUUUCCUUCAACGCCUUAAUAGCCUAGCAGGAUUCAGACCAGGAUCCGUGAAGCUUCUGAUGACAAGUCGGCCAAAAGAGUACUUGCAAAGCAGCCUGAGAGAUACCGCUAUUGUGCACAUUAGCUUGGAAAGUGAUGCGGUUGGAAAAGACAUCACAGUAUUUGUCUCGCAUCGUCUACGAACUGCUCUUCCGGGUCCAGAUUAUGAGGAGCUCAUAGGCUCCUUAGCAUCGACAAUUUCGACAAAGUCUAGUGGGCUUUUCCUCUACGCGCGACUUCUCCUGGACCAAAUCGUUCCUAAAUUGGCAUCGAAGCAGCAAAUGGACGUCCAGAAUCUGGCGGUUACUCUGCCUGUGGGCCUUGAAGAAAUGUAUAACAGCAUGUUGCUCAAGCAAUCUCAACUCCUUGAAGUCUCGGGCCAUCCGGGAAUUGGAACCAAGAUUCAAGUCUUUCUGCUCGAAUGCGUUACUCAUUCAUCGAGGCCCCUGAGGCUGAAUGAGCUCGCAGAUGCUCUAAAUGUUGUGUUCAUGCCUUCAAUUCCUGGUCUGUACUUGGCUUCAUUGCCUAAAUGGAACCCGAAACAAGUGACGAGAACAGCUUGCGCCCCACUUCUGGAGAUUCUUGAGGAUGGGACGAUACAAGUCAUCCAUCAUUCAUUUACUGAGUUUCUUCUCGACCAUGACCGACAAGUGUCAGAACAAGGAGUCCAAUUUCCCGUAUUAGACCCCAAUGCGAUUCAUAGGAAGAUGGCAGAGACAUGUGUUACAUACCUGCAGUCUGGAUGUUUGGUACCCAAGGAUGCCAAAGCUGAGUUUGUACAGAUGUGUGACGCUUUAUGCGACCAUGGAGAUUGGCCUUGCCCACGAGCCCCUGUUCAAAAGGACCCCUAUGAAUAUCGGCAAGCUCGACUACAAUAUCCAUUUCUUGAAUACGCCGUCAGGAAGUGGACUUGGCAUGCUGGUCAUUACGAUAUUGAAGAAACGGAGUUCUUUGACUUAGUCUCGCGAUUUAUGGAUGGCAUCAACACAGCCUUCCAAAGAUGGCUGAUACUUGAGUGGCACGCAAAGUAUCCUGUGACCGAGGCCCAAAUUCCUUCUCGUCUGCACGUCGCUGCCUAUGCUGGAAUGACGAAAUACGCCUCGUCUCUCAUCAAAAGCGGGCAACGAGUAGAAUCACCCGACUUAAAUGAACGCACGCCGCUGCAUUGGGCAGCCGAAAAAGGGCAUACGAAAGUUGUUUCACUACUGCUACAACACGGAGCGAUCCCUGAUCCGGCAGACUUUAAGGGCCUCAAACCAUUGCAUCUAGCUGCGAAGAACAACCAUGCGGGCAUUGUGCGAUUACUCCUACAAGCAGGUGUGGACCCACUUACCCCCAAAACGCAGGAGAACCACCGAGGAAGGAUUAAAAGUGGCGAAACAACUACAAAAGGAGAGACGUCCGUGGAGUACUUGUGUUUUCUUGGCCAUACAGAGUCCAUCCUAGAAAUCUUACCGUUCGUCAAACCCGAAACCCUAGAAGAGAUCUUGUGUUCCUGCUGUCGCUACGGAAAGGUCGAGGCUACGCGUGCCGUUUUACAGAACUCAAGCGUUUCACCUAAUGCUAUAUUUGAAGGUGCAACUGCCCUCUAUCUGGCUACCAAUCACCCGAGUGCGAAGUGCGUCGACUUGUUGCUGGCCCAGGGAGCGGAUCCUAACCUUGCCUCGGAGUGGCAGCCGUUGAUGUUUCACCGCUGGAACAGGGUGCAAAAGGGGGACCGUAAAACGCCCCUACACAGCCUCGCGAUAUCAUGGCGGUCGCCUUGCGCCGAUUAUCAGUUGAUUUUCGACUCGCUCGUGAAAGCUGGGGCUGAUCUAGAAGCGAAGGCCAGAUGCGACGAGACCCCCUUACUACUGUUGCUAAACACGGCAUCUGGUAAUUCCAGAACCGGCUACUCUUACCUGCCGGCAAUUAAAUGCUUCUUGGAAGCCGGUUCCGACAUCUCAGCUGCUGGCGAUGCUACAGGACCCCAAGGAGCGAGUGCCGCGAGAACUAUCCUCCAGCGGCUGCUGGAGGGUGACCAAGAUUUGGAUGUAUUUGACUUAUUGCUGGAGCAUGGAGCUGAUAUUCACGUGCGAGACAAGUGUGGCAACAAUGCUCUGCAUCUGUCAUUGGGAAGUAGACAUUACCCCACGCUUAGACCUGGAGUCGUCGAUAAGGUGGUAAGUAAGCUACUGGCAAGAGGAGUCCAAGCCGAUGCUAAGAAUGAAAUGGGACGUACGCCCCUCGAAUUGGCCGUGCCUAAGUCAAGCUGCAGCCUGCAAACAGUAAAAACACUGAUUCAGUCGUGCCCAGACCGUGAGGCUCGCCAGCGCUGCCUAUCCCUUCUUAAUUCUCGGUCAAAUGAGGAGAUGGAUGCGCUUCUCCAAGUACUUGUUUCGGCAGGUGUCUCUUUAGAGUUUCGGAACAAGUCUGGUGCAACUCCUUUACUUACGAACACACGAUCACCAAUGCUUUUCCAGCUCCUUCUUGAUUAUGGCGCCAAGGUUGAUGUUGAGGACAAUCGGGGACAAGGCAUUCUACACCACUGGGUCCAACACGAUUAUCCUUCAGUUGAGAGACUUGAAAAGCUAGUUCGGUUAGGUUUGGACCCCAAGAAAGUGGAUCUGGAAGGAAAUACUCUUGUACAUGCUUGGAUUCAUAAUUAUGAUGGCACACGCAACAGUGUUCAGUUUGUGGAGCAGCUGCUGGAAUUGGGGAUACCGCUCGACGCAAGAAAUAAGGCUGGAUCGACUGCAGCACACAUCCAUAUUAAGGGAAACCGUAUCAGAUCGCCCACCAACGAGCGAAGGCGCGUGCCAUUGCUAGAGCUUUUCCACUGGAGGGCCGACUUCGAUAUCAAUGCUCAAGAUAAUGAAGGGCUGACCAUACUUCACUUGGCUGCCUUACGAUCAGAAGUCGAAGUCUCUCAAAUCCUUGCCGCCGGAGCUGAUCCCAGCAUUUUGAGUAAAGAGAACAGAACCGUUCUACAGCUCGCCUGUCGGGCCCGGAAAACCGGCGUCGUUUACCUCUUGGCCUCUAAACUUGGACAACAAGUCAUAGACCAACAAGACUCCUCCGGACGUACAGCUCUUCACGAUGCCUGCACAUCAGGACAACCCGAAUCGGUAUACUGCUUGCUGAAAUCCGGAGCUAACAUCAAUUGCAAGGACUUCAAAGGCAGAACACCACUUCACGCCUGUGCAGAGUAUUCCUUGGAACAGUCUCUUUCGUUACUCCAAGAGCACUCUAGCGAUGUUUAUGGGUAUUCCUCCUCCGAUCAAUACAGGCCUGGUUUAUCGAGCAGCCAGCCAGCUUGGUAUAGGUCCAAUUAUCUUACCGGGCCGCGCCUUUCUGAUCAGGAUUCUUCGAGAAUUGGUGUUAUUGUAAAGGAGCUGCUCGCGGCUGGGGCCGACAUUAACGAACUUGACAAGAACGGCCGGACGCCAUUAGAUUUGUCAUUGUUGUUUGACUGUCGCGAAAUGCUAUCAGCUCUCCGAUUUGCCCAUCCCGACAUAAAAUGCCAGCAGUUGGAGGCAGCGAAUCCCAAAUUGGAGAUUGAGUUAGCAUUGAGACGGAUCCCGAGUGUCAUAGAUCACGAUCUUUCCGAUCCUGCCAUAAAGCAGAUUGUGCGGACGCCUUCGAAAUAUCUCACCCGCCUAGCCUCGCCUGAUAUCGACUUCAUUGUCACAUAUCACGAGACGGCUAAGGAUACGCUAUUUGAUAAAGCGGAGCCAUUUUACGACGAGGGCCCGGUAUUGCAUUCUGCUGCUAAAUAUGGACUCACCGAGGUCGUCCAGCGGUUGAGCCAUAAGGUUUUGUUCUAUGAUAGCUCUCCCAGCCUUCAGCCUCCGGAGAGUGAUGGCAGUGCUGCGCAGGAGGAUUCCAAAUUUCACAAGCCGGGAAAAGAAGACAUUUCGCCGAUAUUACAUACGGCAUGCCAGAGGCGUUCUCCUAAUAUCAAAAUGCUGAAAUUACUAGUCGAAAAGUGUAAUGUCGAUGUCAAUGCUCGAUCCCGAGAACAUCAGUAUCGGUACUCAAGCUACGAAUCUAAGUACGGCGAUAUCGAAUCUACGGCACUUCAUUGGCUGGCAUCAGCGGAUUCAUUCUGGCAGCUUGACGGUAUCCGGUAUCUCGUUGAGAACGGGGCAGAUAUCAAUGCCACAAACGAGAAAGGACAGACGCCUCUCUACAUUGCCGCUGCGGGGAUUACUGAACACAACAUGGGAAGCUACGAAGGCUUUUGGAGACCACAGUGCGUUGAUCUGCUUCUAAGCCUAGGCGCUGACCCCAAUAUCGUUGCCAAAAAUGGGCUAGCGCCUCUUCACGAAGCUGUGUCUUCUGUAGAUAUCACAAGAUCCCUUCUGCGAGCUGGAGCAAAUUUGUCCGCUGGAAAAACAUCGCCGAUAUUCAAUGCCAUAAUGGAACAGAAUGUCAAGGUAUUGACUGCCAUUUUGGAUUCUGGUGGCGAUGUGAACGCUAUCACAGAUUCCAUCACCAUCUCACCUUCAAUCACAGAUCAAGCCCGGACAGCCCUUUUCUGUGCCUCCUUCGCCCUUAGUCUGAACCGUCAUAUGCCCGACUCGAUACCUCUGAUUAAACUUCUCAUUGAUAGAGGGGCGGACAUGUAUGCACCUCUUAACAAUAGAGAGACAUUGAUUCACUACAUAUUCGAGCACGGAAAAUAUGAAACCGUAUGUGCAUAUCUGGACUGCCAUGAUAAGCUCAACUUCGAAGCUCGGGAUCAGCUUGGGAGAACCAUUCUUUUGGCGGCAUGUAACUGGACUGAGGGAUAUGAUCAUAAACGCUGGUUUGCCCAGGAGGCUCCUCCGGUUAUAAGACUCCUAGAGUAUGGGGCAGAUAUCAUGGCUAUAAGCAAUGACGGGAGAAAUGCCCUGCACCAUCUUCUGGACAAUCCUGAUAUGGAGCAAGACACGGUCAUGCAGGUCCUAGAGAAGGUGCCCGAAACAUGCAAGGAGAUGCUAAAACGCAAGGAUAAUGAAGGUUACACGCCAUUCCAUAUCGCCCUCCGUGUUCUACUCCCAGAAGUCUGUUUGAGACUAUUGGACUUGGGCGCCGACAUCCUUGAGCCAGACCCAACCGGGGCUACUACUCUGCACCACAUCGCCUCGCAGUAUCUACGACAUUAUCGACCGCAACGAGGCCAACACCCUCGACAAAAGCAUGCAGACAGCUACACCGAGAAUGCACUGAAGCUCUGGAGCAGAUAUCUAGACCUCAGAAGCUCAAUCAACGUCCGUGACGGCACCGGCUCCCCACCUCUCUUCGCCUAUCUUUCCAGCUCAUUCAAUCACGGCUACAGCAAGCCAGAACACUCCUGCUGUCAUCUCGAGAGCUUCUCCGAGCUCUUUGACGCCCAGGACUUGGAUAUUACAGCCAGGAAUAAGGUCGGCGAGACGGUGCUGCAUAUAAUCGCGAAAAGAGCCAUGAGUUAUCAUGAGAAAGAUAGGCACGAUAGGCGGUUGUUUGAGUUCUUUGUCAAGGAUGUGGAUCCGUUGGCUGAGGAUAGUCAGGGGCUGACAGCGUUGGAUGUUGCGGCUGUGACUGGGCAGAAAGAGAUUUUGCAGUUGUUUCAGAGGGGGUGA